This is a messenger RNA of Cylicocyclus nassatus, 725 nucleotides long. NCBI's taxonomy places the organism in Eukaryota, Metazoa, Nematoda, Chromadorea, Rhabditida, Strongylidae. The record is from the annotation of a GenBank genome assembly.
GACGCUCUCUCAAACCAAACGUUCAAAAAUUUACUGCGUCCAAAAGAUCGAUUUUAUAAGGAAAUACAGCGGCAAAAUAUGCAAGUCGGAAAAUUGCAUACUUAUUACAUCACAAUAAGUCGUUUGUUUCUUGGACAAGGAUCAACAUGGUUACGGUCUAAUCAGGGAACCAGCUACAGGAUGUUGAAACUACUGGCUCUUUUUGCUUUUGCCACUGAAAUCGCAGCAAGGCCAGGCGAGAUGAGAGACAUACCUGGAGUAAGCGCGGCCAAUAUGGAAAGACUGCGUCAAAUGAUGAACCCUCGUCCGAAUGGGCGCGAAGAGUUUAAACAGAGGAUGCAAGAAUGGGAAAACAGUUUACCAGCAGCUGAGAGGACAGCAGUGCAAAAUCACAGAAAACAAAUGUUUGAAAGACGUCAUGCUGAACUCCUUCAAAGAGGCAUCCCAGGUGUGAGUGAUUCCAGUAUGGAUAGGCUGCGUCAGAUGAUGAAUCCUCUACCGGAAGGAAGAGAAUCGUUUCAGCAGAAGAUGGAUGAAUGGAUAAAUAGUCUGCCACCAGCGGAUAAGGCACCAGCAGAAACGCAUAGGGAACAGAUGCGUCAAAGACAUAGAGGUCCUCCACCUCCUCCUCCUCUCUAAAAUCCAUAUCCGGGCAGUGGAUCAGGUGCUUGUGAUAAAGCAUUUCUGCACUUGUCGCAUUAUUGCUUAUGAGAUAAAAAUGAAAC